GGAUGGCCGAGAGAACCUCUGCCGGACUGUUGACCGUGACGCUGGAGCCCACGCCGGCUGUCGCCAUGACCCUGCCGGCGGAGGUCCGAGCCAAGUUGGCCGAGCUGGAGUUGGAGCUCUCGGAAGGGGACAUCACUCAGAAGGGCUAUGAGAAGAAAAGAAGCAAACUGUUGGCACCGUUCAUCCCACAGAUACAAGGUGUAGAUCCCUCUCUCCAGAUUGACAGCCAGAUCCAGGCCUCCUCCCAGGCUGUUCUCUCAGCAUCCAAACAAAACAAAUCUCGGGCAGCCAACACCAGGGAUGAACGCUUCCGCUCUGAUCUGCACACAGAAGCCGUCCAAGCAGCUUUGGCCAAAUACAAAGAAAGGAAGAUGCCCAUGCCGUCCAAGAGACGAUCCGUGCUAGUCCAGUCCUCUGUUGAGGCAUGCACCCCGCCUGACACCUCCUCGGCAUCUGAAGACGAGGGCUCGCUGCGGCGAAAGGGACGUCUGGCCAACUCCACGCCUAACCAGAGCCACAGCCACCCGGCCGUUGAGCACUGGUUUAACCGGGUCAUCCAGGGUUCGUCCACCUCAUCUUCCGCUUCGUCCACCUCGUCCCACCCGGGAGGGAGGUCUGCCACAACCAGCACCAACGCCAAUAGCACGGCUCUCAACGCCAACACCAAAGCUACUGCACUGGCUGACCUUAUGGCACACACUCACUUAGAUAUCCACAUAGCUCCCCCAGACGUGACAGGCCUCUCGGGGUGCUCGUCGCUGCAUGCGGAGCAGUCCCACGUUGCCUCGGUGCGAGGCGUGUCCCGUGGCUACAACCACCACACCAGCAUCAUGGAGACGGCAGAUGGCUGUGAAUGGAGAGGUGAGGGAUCCCUCAGUUUGAUGAAUGGAGUUCCAGUCAACAGCCGCGUCUCCUCCAAAAUCCAGCAGCUGCUCAACACACUGAAAAGACCGAAGCGACCACCAUUACGAGAAUUCUUUGUGGAUGACUUCGAGGAGCUCAUGGAUGUCCAGCAACCCAAUCCAAACCAGCCAAAGCCAGAAGGCCAGCCGAUGUGUCCCCUUGAGGGAGAUCCUCUCGGAGUGGUCACCAACUGGCCUCCCUCAUUGACAGCAGCCUUGCAACGUUGGGGGACCACACAGCCCAAGAGCCCUUGUCUGACGGCACUUGAUAACGCCGGCAAGCCUGUCUACACUCUCACUUAUGGUAAACUAUGGACCCGCAGCCAGAAACUUGCCUACACACUUCUCAACAAGCUGAGCACGAGGAAUGAACCUUUGCUGAUGCCUGGAGAUAGGGUUGCACUUGUGUUCCCUAACAACGACCCUGUGAUGUUCAUGGUGGCUUUCUAUGGCUGUCUGCUGGCAGAACUGGUGCCUGUACCCAUUGAAGUGCCGCUGACCAGAAAGGAUGCUGGAAGUCAACAAAUUGGCUUUCUGCUUGGCAGCUGCGGGGUGACGUUGGCUCUUACCACUGACGCUUGUCAGAAAGGUUUACCCAAAGCACAAACGGGUGAGGUAGCCACAUUCAAAGGCUGGCCCCGGUUGCUGUGGUUUGUGACAGAUGGAAAACAUGUUGUAAAGCCUCCCAAAGACUGGCAUCCUCCAAUCCGUGAAGCAAGCAAUGACAUAGCCUACAUAGAAUAUAAAACCAGCAAGGAGGGAAGCACCAUGGGGAUCACAGUGAGCCAUUCAGCAAUGCUCGCUCACUGUCACGCUCUCACACAAGCCUGCAGUUACACUGAAGCUGAGACCAUAACCAAUGUGUUGGACUUCAAGAGAGAAGCUGGUUUAUGGCAUGGCGUUCUCACUAGCGUCAUGAAUAGGAUGCAUGUGAUCAGCAUUCCUUACUCCUUAAUGAAAGUCAACCCUCUCUCGUGGAUACAGAAGGUUCAUGCAUACAAAGCACGGGUGGCCGUGGUGAAGUCCAGGGACAUGCACUGGUCUCUGCUGGCUCAAAGAGACCAGAGAGACAUCAGCUUGAGCUCACUGCGGAUGCUGAUUGUAGCCGAUGGAGCCAACCCAUGGUCAAUAUCUUCCUGCGAUGCCUUUCUCAACGUGUUCCAGGCACGUGGGCUACGACCUGAGGUGAUCUGUCCAUGUGCCAGCUCUUCCGAAGCCAUGACUGUCGCCAUCCGCAGACCUCCAGAAUUGGGUGUCCCUUCACCGGGCAAGGCAGUCCUGUCAAUGGGUGGGCUGAGCCACAGCGUGAUCCGCGUGGACACUGAAGAAAAGCUCUCUGUCCUCACCGUGCAGGACGUGGGACAGGUCAUGCCCGGAGCUUUGGUGUGUGUGGUGCGAGCGGAGGGAACGCCGUACCUCUGUCAGACAGAUGAGGUGGGAGAAAUCUGCGUGAACUCGAAGUGCACGGGUGCAGCCUAUUACGGCCUCCAGGGCAUGACCAAGAACAUAUUUGAGACCACCCCAGUCACGUCGGCUGGAAUUCCAGUCACUGACCGAACCUUCACCAGAACCUCACUGCUGGGUUUUGUGGGACCAGACAACCUCGUGUUCGUCGUAGGGAAGAUGGAUGGAUUGAUGGUGGUCAGUGGGCGGAGGCACAACGCUGACGACGUGGUUGCCACGGCGCUUGCAGUGGAGCCCAUGAAGUUUGUUUACAGGGGCAGGAUAGCUGUGUUUUCAGUCUCGGUGCUGCACGACGAGAGGAUUGUCGUGGUGGCGGAGCAGAGACCAGACGCCUCUGAGGAAGACAGCUUCCAGUGGAUGAGCCGCAUCCUUCAGGCCAUAGACAGCAUCCACCAAGUGGGUGUGUACUGCUUGGCCCUGGUGCCUGCCAACACGCUUCCCAAGGCUCCCCUGGGUGGCAUCCACAUAUCAGAGACCAAACAGCGCUUCCUGGAGGGCUCCUUGCAUCCCUGCAACGUCCUAAUGUGCCCUCACACGUGCGUCACCAACCUGCCCAAGCCGAGGCAAAAGCAGCCGGAGGUCGGCCCUGCUUCUAUGAUCGUAGGCAACCUGGUGGCAGGCAAGAGGAUAGCGCAGGCCUGUGGGAGAGACGUGACCCAGUUGGAAGACAAUGAGCAGUUCCUCUACAUUCAAGAUGUUCUACAGUGGAGAGCACAGGUCACUCCUGAUCAUCCCCUGUUCCUUGUUCUCAAUGCCAAGGGCACGGUGGCGAGUGCGGCGUCCUGUCUGCAGCUCCACAAGCGGGCUGAGCGCGUGGCUGCGGCUCUGAUGGGACGCCUCAACACUGGGGACCACGUCGCACUUGUCUACACACCAGGAAUCGACCUGAUUGCCACUUUCUAUGGCUGCUUGUAUGCUGGCUGUGUCCCGGUAACAGUCAGACCUCCACACCCACAGAACCUGGCCACCACCCUUCCCACCGUCAAGAUGAUUGUUGAGGUCAGUAAGUCAGUGUGCAUCCUGACCACACAAGCAAUAAUGAAGCUGCUGAAAUCCAAAGAGGCCGCCGCUGCAGUGGACGUCAAGAGCUGGCCAAUGGUGCUGGACACAGAUGACCUCCCCAGAAAGAAAAGUCCUCAGAUCUACAAGCCCCCAACCCCGGAGAUGUUGGCUUACUUGGACUUUAGCGUUUCCACCACAGGCAUCCUGGCAGGAGUCAAGAUGUCCCACGCGGCCACCGGUGCCUUGUGUCGCUCCAUCAAACUGCAAUGUGAGCUCUACCCUUCUCGCCAGAUCGCCAUCUGUCUGGACCCAUACUGCGGCCUGGGCUUCGCUCUCUGGUGCCUGUGCAGUGUGUACUCUGGCCACCAAUCCAUCUUAGUUCCCCCUCUGGAGCUGGAAAGCAACGUGUCCGUGUGGCUGGCCGCAGUCAGUCAGUACAAAGUGCGCGUCACCUUCUGCUCCUACUCAGUCAUGGAAAUGUGCACCAAAGGCCUGGGCUCACAGACGGAAGCACUACGGCUGCGAAACGUCAACCUGUCGUGUGUGCGCACGUGCAUGGUGGUAGCAGAGGAGAGGCCUCGCAUCGCGCUCACGCAGUCCUUCUCCAAGAUCUUCAAGGACCUGGGGCUUUCGGCGCGCGCCGUCAGCACCACCUUCGGUUGCAGGGUGAAUGUGGCCAUAUGUUUGCAGGGCACAGCGGGACCGGACCCCACGACGGUUUACGUGGACAUGAGGGCUCUGCGACACGACAGGGUUCGCCUGGUUGAGAGGGGGUCCCCACACAGUUUACCCCUGAUGGAAUCCGGCAAGAUCCUUCCUGGAGUCAAGGUGAUUAUUGCCAACACGGAGACGAAAGGGCCCUUGGGAGACUCUCAUCUUGGAGAGAUCUGGGUGAGCAGUCCUCACAAUGCGACAGGCUACUACACAGUCUACGGCGAAGAAGCGCUGCACGCAGACCACUUUAACACCAAGCUGAGCUUCGGGGACACGCAAACAGUGUGGGCGAGGACGGGCUACUUGGGCUUCCUGCGACGCACCGAGCUGACCGACGCUCGGGGAGAGCGCCAUGACGCCCUGUACGUGGUGGGCUCUGUCGAUGAGACCCUCGAGCUGAGGGGAAUGCGCUACCACCCAAUCGACAUCGAGACGUCCGUCAUCCGCUCCCAUAAGAGCAUCGCUGAAUGCGCCGUGUUCACUUGGACCAACCUACUUGUGGUGGUGGUGGAGCUGGAGGGCUCCGAGCAAGAGGCCCUGGACCUGGUGGCCCUGGUCACCAACGUGGUGUUGGAGGAGCACUACCUCAUCGUGGGCGUGGUGGUGGUGGUCGACCCCGGCGUCAUUCCCAUCAACUCCCGAGGGGAGAAGCAACGCAUGCACCUGCGAGACGGAUUCCUGGCCGACCAACUCGACCCCAUAUACGUGGCGUACAACAUGUGAGGUCUCGACCGCAGGACGUGCCGGGGAUUCCUCGCCUUUCAAAUGCCAAAUGUGUUUUGUCUGCUGUGGACCAGGAGUGACACCAGUAGCUCUGCCGUGACUCGUCUGUGAUUAUGUCCCCAACCAUCACCGUUACACGUGUUGCAUUAAUUAACAGAGAACUGGGGAGCGGGGGGAGAGGGGGGCUAUCCACCAGGUACAGUGGAUAUAAAAAGUCUCCGCACCCAUGUUCAAAUGCCAGGUUUUGGUGAGAGGAAAUUGGCCUGUAACCUGUGCAACUCAAGGGAAAGUAAAAAUAUCUCCCCAAAAAACACGAUGCUGUUUUGAACUGCAUAGGGAACAUAAUUCCCUCCAUAAUGUCUAAGACCGCAGUUCCAUUUUUCGAUAGUUGUAAAAAAAAGUUAAGAAAAAGUUCAUCUUGGUCUAUUUUUUUUGUAUCACAAAAAUCUGGCAUUAUGAACGGGAGUUUUAUAUCUACUGAGGUUCUACAGUGCUCAGAAAGAAGAGCUCUGCAUUUCCUUGAUUGUUUUUUUGUAACCUGUAUGUUUUUUUUUUUUGGGGGGAGGGGGGGGCGCGGGGGCGGUAUAUGUCUGGGAAUGUCUAGCUCGUGUUUCCACUGCAGUUUUCAGCAGAAUAAUGCUAAGCAGAGGGGUUGUGCCACAGCGGAGGUCUGUUUCAGAGCAGCUCAACUUCCCUUUUGUUCUUCUUCAGGAGACAAACUCGUUGAGACUUUCUCGACAGCGCCUCUGUAGGUUGCAGCCAAGCUGUGCGCUUCCUUUUUGCCUGGCUCGCUUCAAGGCACACAAUUGCACACAGAAUUCUUCGGAAUAUUAUUCCCAUCUCUAUGACAGACGUUCUGGUGCCGCUCAAAUCUUGUGAUAUAGUUUUGUGUGUUCCCUUUUGUAUGUAAACUCAAUGCAAUAGGACUGAUGUAAAGUAUGUGGCUUUGGGAUGACGUGGUGUCCCAGACGGCAAUGGUGACGGCAAGGACCAUGCCUUGUGUUUUUUUUGUUUUUUGUUAAUUUUUUUUUUUUCAAUCCCAGCUCUGCUUGAAUUUCAUUCAGUCCAGUUCGGCAGCUGUCACAUUCGGAGGACGUAUGCAGAAAGGAAGUACAAGGUGGUCCUUGGUUGUACGAUGGAUUUGUGUUCCUAUGGCGACGUAACCCAAAUCUGUACGUUAUUUGGAAUGCGCCAUAGAAAAAUCAAUAUCCUAAACUACUGCAUUCGUAAAGUCAUAAUUACAGUAAAUAAGUAUACUCCAGACCUGUGAGAGGCAGCAUGGCGCCACAGGGCACCCAGACUGGGCGGGAAUCCAAAGAAAAAGAAAACAGCGGAAGCUGAGAAUCCAACCCCGAACUUCAGAGCUGUGAGGCAUAUAAAACAAAUGAAAAACGGUAAAUACGCCGCGAACUGAGCAGGCCUCCAUUUGCCUCGUAACCAUCUUGUAAUCAUAGUUUGAAAUUUAAUAACUUUAAAAAUGUUCAUAACUUGAAAUUUCCUGUCGCCAGCCGAGGACCCCCUGUAUUAUAUAGCUCUUGCUCCUAUUGCACCCACAGUGCGGCAAAUGUGAACAUACUUGAUCCUCAGCCAUUACAAACGAAACACUCCUUAUAUACACCAUUCGCAAAAAGUUUGGGAUAUUGAGCUUUAGGGUGAAAUUUCAGGAUGAACCUAAAAUGCACUCAGGUGAACUUGAGUUGACCUUUUGAAGGCAAGUGUCCAACUGUUCCAUGUUUCAGUAUUGUUUUUACACAACUUGUUCUCUAUCAAGGAGCUGAAGAUUUCACAGGGUCCACGUAGUUGAAAAUGUAUUGGUCUUAUUCAUGAUGGUGAAUUUUCUCAUUACCCUUGGUAAAGUUGUCCAAAACGUACUAAACAAUGAACAGGUAGAUGUGCAUUCAAAAGUUCAGAAACGAUAAAAUUAAAUUUGUGUAAAGGAUAUAGUGCAUGUUAGGUUCGUCCCGCACUGUUUGCGAGCAGCGUACUUUGUUUGUCCGUAUUGCCAGCUGUGAUAAAUGCGUAUUUUAGAAUGAAAAGCAGUUUAAUGCACACACAAUGUUCACAACCUUUGUUUCCAGUGCCAUAACGUCGAGUGAUUCACGAUGCAUGUGCCUCCCCAUAAAGGAUUCCCAUGAGUUUGUUGCUUCUUUGCCUCAGAAACAGGCCUUGAGCAUGCUGCAAGGAUGUACAGGUUUGAUGUAAACGACUAAUCGACGCAGGGAGAUGUAACAGACUGAAGGAAUCUUCUAAAUAUGUGAAAAGUGUCCCUCGCAAACAAUCUGAGACGGACUCAAGAUUGCGAGGAAAGGAUACAAAGUGUUACUUUUUAUAGGACGAAUGAACAGGAAGAAAAGUAGCAGAGGACCGUUCUGCUCAAGUGACUGCAAAGAUGUCGCGACGUGUUGUAUAACGUGGAAAUACAUUUUGUCUGAUUUACGGUAAGGUGUCAUUAUUUUCAUAACACAAUUUCUUAAUGAAUAAAAACAAUUUUAACUUAA
Messenger RNA from Phycodurus eques (leafy seadragon), 7303 nucleotides. It is a transcript of the gene dip2a, whose product is annotated as disco-interacting protein 2 homolog A. NCBI's taxonomy places the organism in Eukaryota, Metazoa, Chordata, Actinopteri, Syngnathiformes, Syngnathidae. Gene Ontology annotation, cellular component: cell surface. The record is from RefSeq and is a predicted model, not a curated record. The transcript has 39 exons. The coding region runs from base 3 to 4805 and encodes 1600 amino acids.